UAAAUGAUAGAUGAUAGGUGAUAGACAGGGAAAGGAAAGAAGAUGAGAUCUGAGUCUGAGAUCCUUUGGCGCUGUCGCUGUCUAUCCAUGUUGAUAUUUUUUACUUUUUGGAGAAUGAAAUAUUCAUUAAUUUGAAAGACCUAUUUUAGUAUAAAUUUUGAGCAAUAUAAAAGUGAAUGAGCUGAACGAUUUGCGUAUUAUAUUACUAAACUACAAAGAAGUGCUGUUAUACAACAGAAAGAAUGGUUCGUAAACGAUGUAACAACCGAAAGAAGGAUCCAUAAUAAUUAAAAGUAAUGGAUCUGGUGCUAAAAACAGAAAAUGGUACACCUCGACUCAUUGACACUGGUUCCAAAAAUCUCUCUGACAAUUCUGUUUCUGAAAAACCAAAUGUCGAACCUGAAUCCUGUGAAAUAAACAUUGAGUUUAAAGACAAGCUUCCAACUCCAAAUAUACUGGAUAAAGCAUUCUCUAUAGAUGAAAAUGAACUCGCCACACCUUUAGAACCUAUACAAGUGGAAUGUUUCCCAGUUACUAGCAGCAAUGGACCUAUUAGUGAUGAAAGUACCUCAGACAGUAGUGGAAAAUCAGAUGAAGAUGAUGGUUAUGUGGAGGAAAAUAUCGAAGACAGCACAACAGAAUUUGAGGAAAAUUAUGCUUCUGAUAAUAUGACAUUGGACCCCAAUGGCUUGUGUGAAUGUGAAGAUGAAAUUUUAAAAGACACACCAACUAUAGUGAUCAAUGAAAAAAGGAAAAAAUGUUCCGAUAGUCUAGAUACCAUUCCAGAAAAAGAUACAGAGACUGAGGUUCUGCCAGAUAUACAAAAUAAAAUUUCUUACUCUUCUAUUCUUAAAGGGACACCUUCAAAAUACGAUCCUGAUUAUUUCAUAAAUAACAACAGAAAUAAAAGAAGUGUGUCAUUUCCUGCAGAUUUAUCACAGCUAGUUAGUUUCUGUGAACCUGAUAACUAUACAACAUGGACCAUCCAAAGAGAAUUGUCAUCUGAAGAAAUUCUACAAAUGUAUCAGAAUUCUUGUAAAAAGCACAAAACUAUAGAGCUUGACAUAAUUAAAUCCCAAAUUCAUGAUAUAAAAAACAAUACAAACCAUUCAGCAACAAUUAAGCUACAUUCAAUCAAAAUAACUUCUGAAGUAAAUGAAACACUUGAAGACAUGUUAAAAGUUACCAAUUUUCAUACAGUUAUCCUUAACGAUUGCAAAUUUACUCCAGAAACUUUGAGCGAAUUUUUAAAUAUGCUUGAAUAUUACGAUUCCACGUGCCACCUUGAAGUUGAGAUGAUUUUUGAAGAUGAAGAUCUUUGGAAGACAUUUUGUCUCGCUUGCACGAAUAUCAUGUCUUUAGAAUCUUUGACCUUUAAAAAGAUGGACAUUAAUGAAACUUAUAUGAGAUCUCUUUUGAGUGCUGUCAGAAAUAAUUCUAAUAUUACCAUACUGAAGUUUGACAGCUGCAUACUCAUGAAAUUGCCCAGUUUUUAUUUAGUUGAAAGUUUAAUGACCAAUAGAACAAUUCGAGAAUUAUACCUGCCGUCUACGGGUCUUUAUACAAAGGAAGCUGAAGUUAUUGCUCGAUUUUUGAUGAAUAAUACACACUUAAAAGUUCUUGAUAUAAGUAAUAAUUUUAUUGGUGAUCGAGGACUGGAGUCGCUAGCAAGAGGACUUUGUACACAAAAUGAACCCGGAGUUGGAAUAUCGGCCCUAAGCAUUUUUAAUAACCAGAUUUCAGAAAAAAGUGGACCAAUUAUUGGCAAUAUUAUUAAGGAUUGUAAAAAUCUGCACACUCUUAAUAUUGGUUAUAACAAUUUGACUGAUGAAGUACUUAAACAUAUAAGUUCAAGUCUACCCUUUACUUGUUCGCUUGAAGGGCUAGGGCUGCAGUGUACCUUAUUAACAUGCAAAGGACUGGAUUCAUUGGCAGAAGCAAUUCCGCUAAAUCAUUCGUUACAGAAAAUAAAUUUUAAAGGCAACAAGGCCAUUCAAAUAAACGGAGUUGAAAAAUUGUGCCAAGCUUUGACCAAUUCCAAAAUUAUCAAGAUCGAAAUUGAUGAAAAUAAUCGUUCAUGCAGUGAUCCAGAAGCGUAUUCGCAGCUAGUUAAGAAACUUAAUGGGAUUUGCACAGUUAACAAAUCUUUUACAGAACAUUUGGAAGAGCAGGAUUUGCCAGAUUUAUCCUUAGUAAUAUCCAGGAAAAUGUCUCUUAGUUGCGAACCGAGAUAUACGAUUCCUGAAAAUACUUACCAGAUUGGAUCGCCAAGGUUAUCGCCUAUUCCCUCUCCUGCAGCAAGUCCUGCUCCCAAAAGUAGGUUUGAAAUUGUUAAAGUGGCAGAAACAAGCAGCAGCUGUAGCAGUACCAGUGUUAGUCCCAGUCCGAGUCCCAGUCCCAGAUCAAAAUCAAGAUUUCAUGUAACUACUGUACCGCCGUCUCCAGAUGAGGAAAUAUUGCUUGGUAGAUUUGCAAAUGUACGAAGCAGCGUUUCCUCAAAUGAUAGCAUGGACUCUCUGGCCACAUUACACUUAGAUAGUGAUAGCGAGUAGGUACUCCACUAAAUCAACAGAGUAUUCAAAUGAAAACUUAGGUAUCUCCAAAACUAUUUCUGAUUUGGUGAGAUUAUUGAGUAUACUGGUCAGUCUGUGAUGAGGUAGAUCACGAAUUAUGCUUCUUACGUUCGUAUCUGAAGACGGCAAGAUAAGCAACAUGGAGAAUUUAUCCUGA
Messenger RNA from Psylliodes chrysocephalus, 2730 nucleotides. NCBI's taxonomy places the organism in Eukaryota, Metazoa, Arthropoda, Insecta, Coleoptera, Chrysomelidae. The record is from the annotation of a GenBank genome assembly.